Agrilus planipennis (emerald ash borer) is the source of this 631-nucleotide messenger RNA. RefSeq names its product ubiquitin-fold modifier-conjugating enzyme 1 (gene Ufc1). Gene Ontology annotation, molecular function: UFM1 conjugating enzyme activity. Gene Ontology annotation, cellular component: cytoplasm. Lineage: Eukaryota; Metazoa; Arthropoda; Insecta; Coleoptera; Buprestidae. The record is from RefSeq and is a predicted model, not a curated record. The transcript has 4 exons. The coding region runs from base 69 to 572 and encodes 167 amino acids. Gene Ontology annotation, biological process: protein K69-linked ufmylation.
UGUCAGCUGUAACCAGCUGUAACUGACAACAUGCUGACAACCAGCUGAUGAACUUAACCUAAAUUAAGAUGGUUGACGAAAGUACUCGUAAAACUUUAAGUAAUAUUCCCUUACUCAAAACAAAAGCUGGUCCGAGAGAUAAAGAACUAUGGGUUCAACGAUUAAAGGAAGAAUAUCAGUCGUUAAUUAAGUAUGUACAAAAUAAUAAGGAAGCAGAUAAUGAUUGGUUUAGGCUAGAAUCGAAUAAAGAAGGUACCAAAUGGUUUGGUAAAUGUUGGUAUGUACAUAAUUUAUUGAAGUACGAAUUUGAUGUUGAAUUUGAUAUUCCUGUUACAUAUCCAGUAACUGCACCAGAAAUAGCCUUACCAGAACUUGAUGGAAAAACAGCAAAAAUGUAUCGAGGAGGAAAAAUUUGCCUUUCAGACCAUUUUAAACCUUUGUGGGCAAGAAAUGUUCCAAAAUUUGGUAUUGCACAUGUCAUGGCUCUGGGAUUGGGACCAUGGUUGGCAGUAGAAAUACCAGAUUUACUAGAGAAAGGCAUAAUUUCUUACAAGGAAAAAAUAGAAAAUUAAGUCUUAAUAUAAUAUAUUUUAAAAUUACUUUAAUAAAAGUUGUUUGAUAUUUUUUUACA